AUGGAAAACACAGCAUCAUUCAAGCCAACCCUAAUUGUCCACGGUGGCGCCGGUAAUAUCCAACGCUCUAAACUGCCCCCGGACCUGUAUGCCGCCCACCACGCCUCGCUCCAAUCUUAUCUCCGCUCAACCCACACCCUCCUCAAAGAAGGCAGCACAGCUCUAGACGCAGCCGUACAUGCCGUCUCCCUCCUUGAAGAUGACCCACUCUUCAACUGCGGCCGCGGCAGCGUCUUCACAACAGCCGGCGCAAUCGAAAUGGAAGCCUCCGUAAUGGUGACAUCCAUUCACCCCAACAGCACAACCCAACCAGGGUCAAUCAAGCGCGGCGCAGGCGUAAUGGGCGUCCGUAAUGUCCGUCAUCCGAUCCGUCUCGCGCGCGAAUCGCUCCUCAGAGCCGGUGUUGCUGCUGAUGGAUCCCCUGUAGAUGACGGGGGGAGUAUGCAUUCUCAGCUAAUUGCUCCAUAUGUUGAGACGCUCGCGAAGGAUUGGGGACUGGAAUUUUGUCCUGAUGAGUGGUUCUUCACGCAGAAGAGGUGGGAUGAGCACAUGAGGGGUUUGAGGGGGGAGGAGGAGCCCCUUUUCUUGACUCAGGGGACUGUUGGUUGUGUUUGUCUUGAUCAGUGGGGAAAUCUGGCUGUUGCUACUAGUACUGGCGGGUUGACGAAUAAGUUGCCCGGGAGAAUUGGUGAUACGCCUACCUUGGGUGCUGGGUUUUGGGCUGAGGCUUGGGAUGAGAUUGUGUCCGGUGGUGCUGAGGCGAUGUCGGAUGAUUCCGUGGGUGGAUUGCUACGCGACGCGAGGAAUUGGCUGGGAGAUUGCAUGCCGCAAUUUCUACGGGAUCAGAACACCCCAAUGUACUCAUCCCUUUCGGGUGAUGGGUCCUCUAAGCAAUUGGACUUGGGGGUAGAGAAGGGUUGCUAUCGGCGUGCUGUUGCGGUCUCUGGGACUGGGAAUGGAGACUCAUUCCUUCGGGUUGCGGCUGCGCGCACAACUGCUUCAAUGCUACGGUUUUCUUCGCCUGGCAGGUUUCCUUCCGGCCUUGCAGACGCAGUGACGGCUGUUUCUGGGCCUGGUGGUGAGCUUCAACGUUCGGCUGGCGCCAGGUGGAAUAAGACUGGUGAGGGCGAAGGUGGUAUCAUUGGUAUAGAGGCAGAGCUUGUUCCUGUGAACAGGGCAUCAGAUGUCAAAUUACAUCGGGGAAAGGUUGUAUUUGACUUUAAUUGUGGUGGUAUGUGGCGUGCUUGGGUGGAGGAGGAUGCUGCUGGUAAUGAAGUUGAGAGGAUUAUGGUCUUUCGAGAGCAAUAUCAAUAG
Messenger RNA from Penicillium vulpinum, 1314 nucleotides. Its product is annotated as isoaspartyl peptidase/L-asparaginase. The record is from RefSeq and is a predicted model, not a curated record. The coding region runs from base 1 to 1314 and encodes 437 amino acids. Lineage: Eukaryota; Fungi; Ascomycota; Eurotiomycetes; Eurotiales; Aspergillaceae. The transcript has a single exon. Gene Ontology annotation, molecular function: hydrolase activity.